Messenger RNA from Anopheles moucheti, 1526 nucleotides. RefSeq names its product zinc finger protein 157-like. Gene Ontology annotation, cellular component: nucleus. The record is from RefSeq and is a predicted model, not a curated record. Gene Ontology annotation, molecular function: zinc ion binding; RNA polymerase II transcription regulatory region sequence-specific DNA binding; DNA-binding transcription factor activity, RNA polymerase II-specific. Gene Ontology annotation, biological process: regulation of transcription by RNA polymerase II. The coding region runs from base 22 to 1503 and encodes 493 amino acids. The transcript has 2 exons. NCBI's taxonomy places the organism in Eukaryota, Metazoa, Arthropoda, Insecta, Diptera, Culicidae.
AAAACCUUAUAAGUGGUUGAGAUGUCAAACAUCAUGAAUGGGAAUUGUCGAUUAUGUUUAAACAUAGUUAACAGAAAACGUACCACAAUCAUGCAAAGCGAAUUUCGACAGAUGAUGGAGACAGUUUUCUCCUUCUCGAUAGUCAACGAAGAAGGACUGCCUACGUAUGUAUGUACUGGAUGUUCUUCUGCGGUGCGCAACUUCUUCAGCUACAGCCUAAAAGUGCAACAGAACCAACGAUAUUUGGAACAGCAAUAUCGUACAGCUGACAAACUAACAUCACCUAAACACACCAUCCAUAGCAGAGUUGUGAAUUUCUUGGAACAUCAUUUUGACGAUGAAGACGGCGCAGCAGGUUUGACUUGCAUGGAUACACAUAUUUCAUCAGCUUGUGAUACAUCACUCGUUCAGGCCGAUCCACUAUCGGAAGUGUCUACGAUAGACAUACCCUCUCAAAACCUUAAGAUAAACAGCAACACAACAGAAAGAUUUUCUGCAAGCCAUAUACAAUCAAACAAUGUUUCCGGCAUGAAACAGCCACAAACGUUCGAUCUUCAGUACAGUUGCAAUGAGUGUGAGCUAAUACUUUCCAACAAAAUUCAACUAUACAAACACCGACGUGUUCAUCAAAAGAAAGAGUGCCCCGUAUGUAAUUUGCUGUUUCGAUCAGAUAAAAUUAAAGAACACUUUACGAAAAAACAUCCAGGUGAUAAACUACUGCAAGCAAACGGUGAAUUACGAUGUGAAAAUUGCCAGGAAUUAUUUAAUACAGAAACUCAACUUAAUAAUCACCUGCGGUUGCAAGAUCAGACGUUGAUCAGACAACCGGAACAUUAUGUUAAUAGCGAAGUAAUAGACAAUAAAUUGGCGGGCAAUGAACGUGUAUACUAUUGCACGAAAAAAUACAAAUGUUGUAAAUGUGAAGAGACAUUUUUCGAUAGGAUGCAAGUAGUCAGACAUCAGCGGCUUCACCGUACAACAGAGUGCCCGAUGUGUAACAAGAUACUACGAACGGAUAGGAUUAAGCAACACAUAGCGACACGCCAUCCAAGGGAUGAUGGAUCGCAUAGUGAGCUCCACAAGUGUGCGGAAUGUAAAAAGCUGUUUGAAAAUGCCACGCAACUAACGAUACAUCGCAUCACCCACAAGAAGCAGGUGUGCCCAGUAUGUAAGGAGACGGCCACUUCCUCGCAUAUUAAAAACCAUAUACAAUCGUUCAACAGCAUCGAUUUGGCCGAUGACUCAAACGAAUUCUCGGACACUAAAGUCGAAAUUAUGGCACCAAGUACGAAAAAUCUAUCUGUCCAGUGUGAUGAAUGUGGUCGAACCUCCCGGACGAAAUAUCAGCUACAGAAACAUCAACGAACUCAUCGCAAAAAGGAAUGUCCGGUGUGUCGAAAAUUGCUACGCUCCCAUACAAUAUCAACACAUUUAGCUUUGAAACAUCGCGAACAGCGGACACACGUUGGGAAUGAACAAUUAAUUCAACAGGAAGAUCAAUAGCUGUUUGCAACGUGCACAGCAAA